AUGUCUCAUUAUCCACCAGCCCCUCCCUGGGCAACUCUCGGUGUUAUUAACCGUGAGCCCGAGUCGGGAAUCCCCCAUGAAGAUGAACGCGAGCAAUCGCUUCGACAGCAUCCACAUGUUGCUCCUCACACUGGGGAGGGUAUUGACAAAAAGAGCCCACGUCCCUUCGCAAACCGAGGCCCCGGCAUGGCUGAGAACCUUCGUAGUAUUGCAGAGCGAGGUGCAGCCCGUCGCAAUGGAACUGCUGUGAACAAGAAUGAUGUGUUUACCAAGCCGUUGCCACCAAUUCCACGGAAAGCUCCUCAGCCUGCCACAUCAGUUGGCCAGGAAGGUGUUUUCCAAGGUUCUGGGAGCGAUAUCAACAAUACGAGUAUUCACUAUGUCUUGAACAGAUCGGACAUGCAAGAUAACCAGCCUGGAACUUCAUUUUCUCGACAAGAACAUUCUCAGCGUGCUGUCAAAGCUGGCCAGAAGGCAGAUUUUGAUGGCCCUGUGCACUCGACUGAAAAGAUGAAACCAAACUUGCUUCUCAAGGAAUGUAAGCUGCAGGGCUACAGUGAUGAGACUCCAUCUAUUCAACUCAGAGGAUCUGAACCGGCCCUGCCAUCCAUUGUACCCUCUUCGGAUGAGCACUACAAUGCGCAGACUCAUCACAUGAAUCACUCGUCUGUUGACCGUCGCUUGGCUCUUGCUGCUCUAUGCUAUGCUCCUCGGCCUGAGACCCCUCAUGCUCAGUCAAAUGCCAGUCCCCAUCGCCAUGAUCAUGGUCCAACCUCGUGGUACGAAGCUUCGCCCACUGGUCACGAAUUUAUUCCCGAAGAUCAAGCUGCAGUAGCUCCCAGAGCUACUCCAGAGCGUGAAGCCAAUCAAGAAAAUGAAGCCACCGAAGUGCACCGCCCAACCAUCGAGAAACUGCUUGCCUUGAUCCAUCGGGAAAAGGAAAAUCGCCGCCUUGCAAAUGGAAAUAACAAUCCAACAAGUCCCACUUCAGCUUUUCGUCUCGCUUGUUCCAAUUCGGCAUCUACGGAUAUCUUCCAUGCGGGUCAAAACUUUGGCGUGGAUUACCAGUCCCCUCAAUUUGUCAGGCCUGGUGCUGACAGUCCUCCAUUUGCGAGCCCCGGUGCCGUUCGGGAAUUGACACCUACAACGCCUGUGUGGUCCCCAUCCCCAUCUCCUUGCCCCAAAAGAUAUUGCUAUUGGUCUGAGGGUGGAUCUGACAACGAAAGUGUCGCGUCCCCUGAGCUUCAAUUUGACCGGGAAUGGUCUAAUUCUCAUGUGCCUCCGCAAGAGUCACCAGUCUUACCUUCGUCUUCUCCUCUUUUCCCUCCUCUGGAAGAAUGUUAUGUCCAAGUUUCGGACAGCUCCAGUGAGCUUCACGGGUUUGACACUGGAAUCACUGUACCCCUCGGACAUCAGUUCGAUCGGAAACAUUCUGCUUCUGCCGGGCCUCUGCAAGAGUCAUAUGUGUUUUCCUCACGUCCUGCUCAUGUUUCCUAUGCUUCUACUCCCCAAGGAUCUUGGGACUCGGUCAAUCCCCAUGAGGAUGAUACUGGCAUCACUGGAGCCCUUGGACAUCAGUUUGAAUGGGACAAUACUAGUCCUGAUUUGCCUCUCAUGGACUUGCCUCGAUCUCCUCUUCAAGUUCAUCCAUCCCCUGAGCAUCAUCUCAGUGACCUUCGUGAAUAUUCCUAUGCCGAUGUGUCUCAGGUUGGUAGUUCUCCACCUCACAAUGUCCCCCACGGUUCCCGUCUUACGAAGCCUACUCUGAGUUCGGACUACAAUCCAUCUCCAUCCAGCUACCCAAAAGGGUUGAGAUCAGCCAACAUGAACAGUGUCGACCAGUAUCUUGUCCCACAGCGUUUGAACGUGGUAAAGAGGAACCCUACCUUCACCAUGAAUUUUCCCAUCCGCGACGUUUCCCAGCAUCAGACUGCUGUUCACGUCUCUGAGUCUGCCAAAGAUAGACAUAGCCGCGCAGCCUCCCUCGUCAGCAAUGAUUCCAACGCUAACAGCUCCCCAAACAAUUCACCUCCAAGUCGUAUCAGCCGAAGCCCCGAUGUCUCCAGUUCUGAGGGCUCUGAAGGCUCUCGUGGAACCAAACGCAAGCGGUUUACCAAGAACCUCUUUGGUAAGAAGGGAUACCUUGAAGACAACGAGGAGCGACCCGAAAGAAGAUUCAAGUUUAUCAGGGGGCCAUUGAAAAGGGACAUUCAACCAUCGGCAAUUUGGGACGAGAAUCGAGCUUUGAUCAGCUCAUCCAAGCCCAGCAUCGUCACCGACAAUACCGCCCGUAUCACCCUGAACACCGACGUGCAGUCGAUUUUGUUCGCCGAGAUUGAGAACAUGAUCACUCAUGCAGCCAAUGAAUUCCUGCUGAAGGAGUAUUACGACGGCCACCUUUCUAUCAAUUCUCUCAACAAAGUGAAAAGAAAAUGGGAGCGGAAGAACAUGCCCGGUGUUCCUGAGUUCCACUUCGACCAGGCUACCCAGUACAAGAUUAUCAGCGCAAACCGGGAUCAUCUCAACUUCGGCAAAACGAGCAACGGCAUUCCUACAUUUGCUGUUCUGCGCAACUGGAAACGAAUCUCCAAGAGUAUGAGCAUCCGUACCUUUGUGGCCCCCGAUUCGGUCAUCAAGAAACAUAUCCACGAUAUCCUGGGGCUCCUGGAGAUUUUGAACGCCAAUGAAUGCCAUAUUGAGCUGAUCAUGGCCCUCAAUGCGCACGUUCGUGGGGAACUGAAGAAGUACGAGGUGAUGCAACACUACCGAGAUACUCAGAACUCUGCAAACUCUCGCUCUUAA
Molecule: messenger RNA, 2802 nt
Organism: Penicillium coprophilum
Lineage: Eukaryota; Fungi; Ascomycota; Eurotiomycetes; Eurotiales; Aspergillaceae
Exons: 3
Coding region: 1-2802 (933 amino acids)
Source: RefSeq, a predicted model, not a curated record